Messenger RNA from Epithele typhae, 654 nucleotides. RefSeq lists its product as uncharacterized. NCBI's taxonomy places the organism in Eukaryota, Fungi, Basidiomycota, Agaricomycetes, Polyporales, Epitheliaceae. The transcript has 2 exons. The record is from RefSeq and is a predicted model, not a curated record. The annotation marks the transcript as partial.
AUGCCCCCGGCUUAUAACGAGAUCUUCCUCAACAGACCCCUCCUACUCAGCCUCCUCACCAUGCUUUCGGACGAGAUUCGGCGCACCAAAGCUUUCUGCGGUCCCGUCCUCCUCGUCACGCACGGCGGGGCUCCCCUCGUGCUCGAGGGCCUCCGUGACGCCCGCCAGUGGACGCGCGACGUCAAUAUCGUCGUGUACGGCCCGCACUUCUCCUACGUCGAAGCGUUCGACCUCCUCAAGGCCUGCAUCACGCGCGUCGCGCAGCUCGCAUCCCAGUACGGGAUCGGCGCCGUCGGCGCGGACUGGAUGAACGCGGACGAUGCGGCCCUCCGCGGCCGGCGCGACCCCUAUGGCGAUCGACUCCUCGUCGACCACAUCUACACCGCCACCACCUCGCCGGGGAACCGCGCCUUCAACUCCCUCUUCUCGACCGCGCACCUCCUCCUCAUCGCCGUCCCGCGCGCGUGGGCGCUGGCGCUCAAGAUCGAGCGCUUCCGGAAGGACGACCCCGCCGACGCCGUCGUCCUCCUCCGCAAGCUCGCGCCCGAGGGGCGGACCGCUGCGGACGUCGAGCGCGAGCUCGAGCGCGCGUGCUGGGCGAUCGGGUGGGGCGACGCGGAGACGGAGAUGGGGCGGCAGAAGGACCGCUUGAGG